AUGAGUGAGAGGGGGAUAGAUGAAAAAAACUAGAGAGAGAGAAAGAGAAAGCUGUGGAUGAACAGACACUGCAUAUGGAGCAAAGGGGAGGGAAAGUAACAGAUGGACUUGUGAGGAUUAGAGAAAUCUGGGUGCGUUUCUGAUGGAAACUCACCCAAGACGGAGAAGGGAAGUGAUGAGCACAGAGGAAAAGGUGAAGGAAAACCGAAUUCCUGUUCGAGGAGAGGCGAAGGAAACACAGAGAGUCUCAAACACGGUGGUCGUGCAGACAAAGAAAGCAUAAGAGUCGGUUGGCAUUAACCUCAUCCACCUAACCCUGCAAGAUUACCAGGAGAUUACCAGGCUCAGAGGUAGGCCUGAGAUACCGGACUAAUCACUCCCCUUGGGAGCUCAAUCCCUCCUGGAAAGGUGAACGAGCAGGUUGAAGAACAGGAUGUGCCCUGAGAGCGCCGCUGAUUAGUCUCAAAAUCCGCAGGACAAGAUUACAACGUUUAUCUUCACCUGUGGGGUUGCAAAAGCCAUAAACAACAUCUGAGACGUGAUGGCGGUGGAAACAUGGGGUAGGGUCGCAGCUCGGUGAGAAGAAAUGUGCGGAGUCAAACGUGUCGCCUGGCUCGUGCCGUAACAUCGAGAAGAAAGGAAUUUAAAUCUGAUGAACUACUUUGCCGAACGUGGAAGAGGAGGAGAGCUGGAGUUCCUCCUGCGACCUCUUGCCUCCACAUCUGUCUCUGUCUUGCUCGCUGGAGGGGAUUAAAUCCCAGCACUUCAUCUUUCUCCACUCCACUGUCCCCUGACCUCCGCUCAUCGACUGUUCUUCUGCUUUGAGCCCCCACCCUCCCUCCAUCUCUCUUCACCUCUGACCUUUGUUCCACUUUAAUCCCCUCUCGUUUUUUUUCUCUCCUUUUCAUCCUCCAUGAAUCAAUCUCAGUCGUCACAACAACCCGUCACGCUUCAGCACUGUGGUGUCACGGAAACCCCCCUCGCUCCUAUCAUCCUCAUCCUCAUUCUGAUUGGUCAAUAGAACCUGCCAGGCUCUUGCAGCCAUUUUUGAACCAGCAUCAACCCCCCCUCAAAGUGAAGCCGAAGCACACUCUCUGGUCCCCGACUCAUUUCUCUCUGAGUUCCUUUGAGUCCAGAAGCAACAAUGCUGGAGAACAUGUCCAGACGUAACCGCUCCCUGCUGUCACUUACCCUCACCUCAUUGGCCCUCACCCUGUCCGUCUCGGCUUUCUGCACCUCCUAUUGGUGCGAGGGAACACACAAGGUGGUGAAGCCUGCCUGCCUGUCACCUGUCAAGUUGAAGAACUGCGGGCAGAACAACAGCCAGCCGUACAUCACAGGGACCCCCACCCCAGACCCGGGGCAACUGCCCUCCAACGUGACACUCUCUCCGCUGCAGAAGGAGGAGCUGGCCAGGACACAGAGAAGGCAGCUGGCCAACGCCGUCAACUACAUCUGGGAGACGGGCGAGGAUAAGUACAUGCUGCGCUACUUCCACACCGGCUUCUGGCUCUCCUGUGAGAAGCACAAUGAAGGUGAGGAUCAGGUAGAAAAGUGCCGCAGCUUCAUUGAGCUGACCCCAGGAGAAACACAAGGUGUCCUCUGGCUUUCAGUCAUCAGUGAGUUUAUGUACAUCAGUCUUCUGGCCAUGGGCUUCCUGCUGAUGUGUAUGGAAGCGAUUUGCCUCUGUGCCAAGAGGGAGAUGAACGCCCUCAAGAUCAACGCCUACGCCGCCAUGUGCACUGUCCUCUCAGGUUUGAUGGGGAUGGUAGCACACAUGAUGUACACCACAGUGUUUCAGAUGACUGUGAGCAUCGGGCCCAAAGACUGGAGGCCACAGACCUGGGACUACGGAUGGUCUUUUGCUAUGGCGUGGCUGUCGUUCAGCUGCUGCAUGGCGGCCGCCGUGGCCACGCUCAACUCCUACACCAAGACCCUCAUUGAGAUGAAGCACCGCGCCCGGCUGAGGCUGGAGGAGGUGCGUGCUGCUUCCUGCGCCCCCUCCUACGAGGAGGUCGUUCGAGCCGGCAGUGGAGGCGUUUACUCUGUCAGUCAGCUGAUUCAGCUCGGCCAGCAGGGGGCACUCAUGGACCCUCUGUGGCCCCGAGGAAUGGGACCAGCGGGUGGAAUGGGAGGGGGGCGGCUGGUGGACCCUCAUGGUAUGGUGGUGGUGGAGGGAUGUGGCGCUGAAGGAUGCGAAGACUGUGAACGGGAGAUGGACGAGAUAGAUUACGCUCUGCAGGAGGAGAGAGAGGACUCGCUCUGCUAAGACUUUAGGGAGCCGAGGACUUUGACAAUAUCUGAUCGGGAUUGGCUCGACACAUUGUAUUUGAAACUGCAUUUCGUGAUUACAAGAUUUGAACAAAUACCUCCGGAAAUAUUCAUUGUUUUUUGAAUAUGUGCAGUUUCAAAUGAUAAUUACAGCAUUUUUAGUCACACAAUGGUCAUUUCAAGCUGUGAUUUGAUUUGGGGACAGAAAAGGAUAAUCCACAUACCACACAACUUUGUGAGCAAUUUUCCCAUGCGCACAGACUCACAGCUCCAAUGGACUGUUGGUUCAUCAUGUUGUUACAGCUAACGAGUUAGCAGAGAAUCGUCUAUUUACACGUCCAGCAGACACGGAGCAACAUUAUCGUCCCAUUGCAAACCUCUGCUUUUAUGAGGAAGGUUGGCGCAUUGAGACUUGGACAUCCAUGUGCAGCAGAAGAACCAAAACUAUUGGCUAAAAGAGGCCAAAAGCUGCAUUGAGUCUUGUGUUGAUUCCAUUAACUUCAACAGGUCACUGGUAGCGACUUAUUUCGGACAAUGACUUUGCUGCUAAUGUGGACUUGUGUUCAACAUGCAGUAGCACCCGUGAACCCCUGUUAAUGUUUUGAAACUCCUUUCCUAUCAUUUUAUUUUUUAUUUAUUAUAGAAUUUUGCAGUUGGAAUGACCAGAAGACAAAACGUAUAUGAAAUGUUCAAACAAUUGCCUCUUUUUUAACAAAAAAGUAGUUUCAUGGAAAUAUUUGAAACAUUAAACAUUAAACAUUAAAAGGACCAAAAAGCAAUAAAGUGUGGUCAUGUCAAUAGAAAGCUGUGUCUGCUAUAAUUUAAUAAUCUUUUAAAAUCCCGUUACUUAAUUACAGUAAUACUUAAUAAUAUUUUUUUAAUAAUGUCUAGGAGGGGCUGUUCUAUAUGUUCAAUAAGAAAUCAGCUAACAGCUAUUUCAGGCUGGAUGUAUACAGAACACAGAGAAUAAAACAGAAAUUGGUUUUGUGACGCUAUGCAAUGACAAUUAUCUUCCAGGAAAAUGUUGCUACAAACAGAUCAGUAAAACUUCUGUUUUCUCUGCUCGUGUAAAUACAGCCUUACAGUGACUUCUUCAGGGAAUGCAUGUCGUUUUAUGACUUACGAGAUGUGUAAGAGGAUGUGACAUUAUUUAAGUGUUAAACUCAAAAGGUUUGAAAAGUAUAUGAUGUUAUUUUUUGUUUUUUAUCUGUUUGCGUGAAUGGAUGAAAAUCCCCUCCAGUGUAAUAUGAUGUAAUAAAAACAAACCACAUUGUCUAAUGAUGUCUUAUCAAUACACGGAUUCCAUGUAAUCAUGUAAUCAUCACCUUUAUGUUGAGACAAUAAUGAUAAAUCACAUUUUGUGUUGCAGAAGUGUCAAAAUAAAAUUGCAGUAGAACAUGA
Molecule: messenger RNA, 3672 nt
Organism: Perca fluviatilis (European perch)
Lineage: Eukaryota; Metazoa; Chordata; Actinopteri; Perciformes; Percidae
Product: germ cell-specific gene 1-like protein
Exons: 8
Coding region: 1145-2269 (374 amino acids)
Cellular component (GO): plasma membrane
Source: RefSeq, a predicted model, not a curated record